AUGCAGCAUACCGAGUCGACAAAGGCGAUGCACCGGGGCGCGAACGCGGCCAUCUUCUCGACCGAGUUCACGACUGCGCUGCAUGAGGAUGCGGUGGAUAGAGCGGAAUCGCCGCUCCCGAGCAAAAUGGCCGCCAACCUGACGGGCGGGCCCAGCCCGGCAUUCAGCGCGCAGGGCGCGGUCGGGAAGCAGUUUACGCCGGAGGGCUCGGUGGGCGGCAUGGCGCAGAAGCUGGGCGGGCCGUUUGACGCCAAGGGCGCCAUUGGCAAGCAGUUCACGGAGCAGGGCUCCAUCGGCGGCAUGGUGCAGGAUGGGGGCAGCGACGGGUCGGGCGGCGGCUUGCGCAAGUGAUGUUGUUUUGGGUGGGGCUGAAGAUAUGGAAAAUGACGACGCCGGAGGCUGGGGACUGGGGCUGUGAUAGAUGUACAUACGACCGGG
This is a messenger RNA of Aplosporella prunicola CBS 121167, 438 nucleotides long. RefSeq lists its product as uncharacterized. The coding region runs from base 1 to 351 and encodes 116 amino acids. Lineage: Eukaryota; Fungi; Ascomycota; Dothideomycetes; Botryosphaeriales; Aplosporellaceae. The record is from RefSeq and is a predicted model, not a curated record. The transcript has 4 exons.